Molecule: messenger RNA, 755 nt
Organism: Fomitopsis serialis
Lineage: Eukaryota; Fungi; Basidiomycota; Agaricomycetes; Polyporales; Fomitopsidaceae
Product: nuclear movement protein nudC
Exons: 7
Coding region: 87-665 (192 amino acids)
Biological process (GO): protein folding
Cellular component (GO): cytoplasm
Source: RefSeq, a predicted model, not a curated record
UGGAUCGCGAUGCUUACGCUCAGCCUGAGACGCAACGCGGCGCGCUACCUUUGACAGCACUGCCAGUUAUAUUGCAACGAGCUGCCAUGUCUACAGAAGACGACUACGACAAGCUGAGCAAGGAUGAGAGGGAGGCCCGCGACAAAGCCGAUCGCGAGCGGGAGGCGGCAGAGCAGGCUGCCCUCCCUUAUAAGUGGAGACAGGAACUCGGAGAAGUUGAUGUGGUCGUUCCCGUGCCGAAGGGAACACGCGGGAAGGAAUUGAACGUCGUUAUCCAGAAGAAGAAGCUCAGUGUCGGCCUGAAAGGCAAGGAGCCGAUCGUUGCGGGUGAGCUCUGUAAAGAGAUCAAGGUGGAUGACAGCACAUGGACACUGGAGGACCAGGAGGCGGUCCAUGUCCACCUCGAGAAGAUCAAUAAGCAGCAGUGGUGGGAGAAUGUCCUCACUCACCACCCCAAGAUCGAUACCACGAAGAUCCAGCCGGAGAAUAGCAAACUCAGCGACCUUGACGGAGAAACAAGGGGGAUGGUAGAGAAGAUGAUGUUUGACAACCAGCAAAAGCAAAUGGGCAAGCCCACGUCGGACGAGCUCAAGAAGAUGGAGGUACUCAAGAAGUUCCAGGAACAGCACCCAGAGCUGGACUUCUCCAACGCCAAAGUCUCUUAGAGAUACCUCCCAGUAUGCACAACGGUCGACUCUCCAGCACUGCAAUGUAGCUCAAGCAAUCUUGUAUAAUGGCACUCAAUGCAUGUAUCU